Thlaspi arvense is the source of this 3444-nucleotide messenger RNA. The record is from the annotation of a GenBank genome assembly. NCBI's taxonomy places the organism in Eukaryota, Viridiplantae, Streptophyta, Magnoliopsida, Brassicales, Brassicaceae.
AUGGAUAGAAACAGAACACAGCAUCCGUUCCAGCAACACUCUAUGGAACCUACUGGAUAUGUGAAUGAACCUGUGCCUCAAGCGUUUACCACCGAUCAAACGACUAGCACAAAUGCAAACGCAAGGCCUCCCAAUUCGAAUGCUUCAGAUGUGAAGCCAGGGCUUCAUUACUCCAUACAGACAGGAGAGGAGUUUUCUCUAGAGUUUCUGCGGGAUCGAGUGAUUUCUCAAAGGUCUGCAAACCCCAAUGCAGCUGGUGACAUGGUGGGGAAUGGGAUGAGGGAGUACGAGAGAACAAACUUUCAUGAGUUUGGAAAUAAACUUGGGCAUAUCCAGUCAGCGCCAGAAGCUGCACUGUGUCAAGAUAGAAGUUUAGGAAAUUUUCAUGGAUAUGCAUCUUCUUCAGCUUCAGGUAGUUUAACAGCAAAGGUUAAGGUCCUUUGUAGCUUUGGUGGGAAAAUACUCCCACGCCCUGGUGAUUCGAAGCUUAGGUAUGUUGGAGGUGAAACGCACAUUAUUUCUAUAAGAAAGGACAUAUCUUGGCAGGAGCUCAGGCAAAAGGUUCUUGAAAUCUACUACCGGACCCAUGUUGUCAAGUAUCAGCUUCCUGGUGAGGAUCUUGACGCCCUGGUGUCUGUAUCAUGUGAUGAAGAUCUCCAGAAUAUGAUGGAGGAGUAUAAUGAGAUGGAAACCCGUGGGGGUUCGCAAAAGCUUAGGAUGUUUCUGUUCUCUGUCAUUGAUUUGGAUGGUUCUCUUCUGGGGGUUAAGCAAAGUGAUGUUGACUCUGAGUUUCAGUAUGUUGUAGCUGUAAAUGAUAUGGACAUUGGAUCAAGAAGCAACUCAACUCUUAAUGGCUUGGACAGCUUUUCUGCAAACAAUUUAUCUGAGCUGGAUGGCAGAAACUCCGAGGGAAUCAAUGGUGUUGGCGCCUCGCAAUCAACGGGGGUUGAUUUCCAACAAACCUCUAUGCAGUACUCUGACUCUGCGCCGCAAAGCUCCUUGCUACAGUAUCCUCAAUCUAUUCCACACAAUGCUGCGUUUCAGUUUCAGCAAGCUGUUCCCCCACAUUCUACUCUUCAGUACGCUCAGUCCAUUCCGCCAAGUCCCGCUCUUCAGUAUCCACAAUCUGUUCUACCAAGUCCCACUCUUCAGUAUCCACAAUCUAUUUCCUCCAGCUCCUAUGGAAUAUACCCACAAUAUUAUGAAGAAAGACAGCAGUUUCCAAUGCAUCAUGAACACAGUUCUUCCAAUUACUCCAUUUCCAUGCCUUUCCAAGGGCAGCCAUACCCUCACCCUGGCAUCACACAGCAAAACGCAGCAGUGCAGGCAGGAGACCUAAACAUAAAACCUGAGAUGAAAGUUCGCGAGAAUGUAGAGCCUGAAAAUCGUCAGAUUUUGGCAAAAGAUCGCCAGAAUCCUCCUCAAGCAGAUAGUAAUGAGGUUAAGAAUCACUCUGAAGUUCGGGAGGCAUCCGGUUCUGCAGCUGUACCUAGCCAGGAUGCUGCACAUAUGUUGCCCCCAAGAAGAGACCCACGACAGAACAAUCCUGUGAAGCCUUCUACCUACCGUGAUGCUGUUGCACCUGAGCAGGUUCCUGUAUCUGGUGAGGAUGAUCAGCUUUCAACAUCAAGUGGUACCUGUGGUCUUGCUCAUACUGACUCUGAGUCAAAUUUAAUCGAUCUUGAUUAUCCGGAGCCUUUACAGCCCACGCGGAGGGUGUAUCGUUCGGAGAGGAUUCCCCGCGAACAGUUAGAAAUGCUAAACCGCUUGUCGAAGUCUGAUGACUCGAUAGGGUCUCAGUUCUUAAUGUCUCAUUCACAAGCUAGCACUGGACAGCAAGAUCCAGCAAAACAAGGAGAGGGUAAAUCACAUGAAGAUUCGCACAUGGUUAAUGAAACAGUCUCUGAAAAUGUUGUUUCGUCGAAUGAGCAAAAGAAUUUAGACCCUGAUGCUGCCGACAAGAACAGAAUGGUAAAUGGUGGAGGUACAGAGACUGAAAAUCCUAAUGUUAGCCAUAUAGACACAGCCAUAAGUCAAGGUUCGUCAGGUGUUCUUAUUGACAUCAAUGAUCGGUUCCCUCAGGACUUUCUUUCUGAAAUAUUUGCAAAGGCACUUUCUGAGGAUAUGCCACCAGGUGCCAAUGCAUAUCAUCAUGAAGGAGCCGGUGUAAGUUUGAAUGUAGAGAAUCAUGAUCCUAAAAAUUGGUCUUAUUUUCGGAAGCUAGCCGAGGAACAGUUUGGCGAAAGAGAUGAUUCUUAUAUCGACAGAACCCCUGGCUUUCCAUCUGACAUGGAAGAUGCCGGACAGAUUACCAAAUUGCAUCACGGCGCUCCAUUGACUAGAGAUGGCAUUUCAGCAGAAAACCGUGUGGAUCCUCAGCUGAAUCUAGGUCAAGAUGGCGAGGAUGUACAGACGAAGGUCACAGAGAGUGAGGAAUUUGGUGCUAUGGUUGAGAAUCUAAGGACGCCGGAUGGUGAACAUGAGGAUGAAAAGUCUGAAACAAGGAAUGCUGGGCUUCCUCCACUUGGUCCGUCUCUUGCAGAUUACGAUACAAGUGGCUUGCAGAUCAUUAUGAAUGACGAUCUCGAGGAGCUAAAGGAGCUUGGUUCCGGCACGUUCGGUACUGUGUAUCAUGGGAAAUGGAGGGGAUCAGAUGUUGCCAUCAAGAGGAUAAAGAAAAGUUGCUUUGCUGGUCGAUCGUCUGAACAAGAGAGAUUAACUGGUGAAUUCUGGGGAGAGGCUGAAAUUCUUUCAAAGCUUCAUCAUCCAAAUGUGGUUGCAUUUUAUGGUGUUGUAAAAGAUGGACCUGGUGGAACAUUGGCUACUGUGACAGAGUACAUGGUUGAUGGUUCUCUCAGACAUGUUCUGCUCAGGAAAGAUAGACACCUUGAUCGCCGUAAGAGACUAAUCAUUGCCAUGGAUGCUGCAUUUGGAAUGGAGUAUUUGCACGCCAAAAACAUUGUUCACUUCGAUUUGAAAUGUGACAAUUUACUUGUGAACCUCAAAGAUCCUUCUCGUCCAAUCUGCAAGGUUGGUGAUUUCGGUUUGUCGAAAAUUAAAAGAAAUACAUUGGUAUCUGGCGGUGUACGAGGAACCCUACCAUGGAUGGCACCAGAGCUUCUAAACGGUAGCAGCAGCAAAGUUUCAGAGAAGGUCGAUGUCUUCUCUUUUGGUAUAGUCUUGUGGGAGAUUCUAACCGGAGAGGAACCAUAUGCUAAUAUGCACUAUGGUGCUAUAAUAGGUGGGAUAGUGAACAACACACUGAGGCCGACCAUACCAAGUUACUGUGACUCGGACUGGAGAAUACUAAUGGAGGAAUGUUGGGCGCCUAAUCCAACGGUACGGCCAUCCUUCACGGAGAUAGCCGGUCGGUUACGUGUGAUGUCAACUGCAACAACCUCGAACCAAUCCAAACCACCAGCUCACAAUAAGGCUUCAAAGUAA